GCGCAUGCGCAAUGCGCCGCCCGGCUGUGGUUUUUCCGGAGGAGGAAGUGACGCUAACAAGCUGAGCGGCAGGGCCCGGGCAGCGGAAGACGGCGGCCGCCAUCUUUGUUGGGGCCGAUGCCGGCGGAGAAGAUGGCGCUGGACGGGCCCGAGCAGAUGGAGAUGGACGACGGGAAGGGCGGCUCGGGGCUCCGGCAGUAUUACCUGUCCAAGAUCGAGGAGCUGCAGCUCAUCGUGAACGAGAAGAGCCAGAACCUGCGGCGGCUGCAGGCACAGAGGAACGAGCUCAAUGCCAAGGUGCGGCUGCUGCGGGAGGAGCUGCAGCUGCUGCAGGAGCAGGGAUCCUACGUGGGAGAGGUGGUGAGAGCCAUGGACAAGAAGAAGGUGCUGGUCAAGGUGCACCCAGAGGGGAAGUUCGUGGUGGAUGUGGACAAGAACAUUGACAUCAAUGACGUGACCCCCAACUGCCGCGUGGCCCUGCGCAACGACAGCUACACCCUGCACAAGAUUCUGCCCAACAAGGUGGACCCGUUGGUGUCCCUCAUGAUGGUGGAGAAGGUCCCAGACUCCACCUACGAGAUGAUCGGGGGCCUGGACAAGCAGAUCAAGGAGAUCAAGGAGGUCAUCGAGCUGCCCGUGAAGCACCCGGAGCUCUUUGAGGCGCUGGGCAUCGCCCAGCCCAAGGGGGUGCUGCUCUACGGCCCCCCCGGCACGGGGAAGACGCUGCUGGCGCGGGCCGUGGCCCACCACACCGACUGCACCUUCAUCCGCGUCUCCGGCUCCGAGCUGGUGCAGAAGUUCAUCGGGGAAGGGGCCCGCAUGGUGCGGGAGCUGUUCGUGAUGGCGCGGGAGCACGCGCCCUCCAUCAUUUUCAUGGAUGAGAUCGACUCCAUCGGCUCCUCCCGCCUGGAGGGCGGCUCCGGUGGGGACAGUGAGGUGCAGCGCACCAUGCUCGAGCUCCUCAACCAGCUCGAUGGCUUUGAGGCCACCAAGAACAUCAAGGUGAUCAUGGCCACCAACAGGAUCGACAUCCUGGACUCGGCCCUGCUGCGCCCCGGCCGCAUCGACAGGAAAAUCGAAUUCCCCCCUCCCAAUGAGGAGGCCCGCCUGGACAUCCUCAAGAUCCACUCCCGGAAGAUGAAUCUGACCCGGGGCAUCAACCUGCGGAAAAUCGCGGAGCUGAUGCCAGGGGCCUCGGGGGCUGAGGUGAAGGGUGUGUGCACAGAGGCGGGGAUGUAUGCACUGAGGGAGAGGAGAGUGCACGUCACACAGGAGGACUUUGAGAUGGCCGUGGCCAAGGUGAUGCAGAAAGACAGUGAGAAGAACAUGUCUAUCAAGAAGCUGUGGAAGUAAUGAUGAGGCUGGAGCUGCUCCCUCUGUGCUGUCAAUAAAGAGCUAUUGUGGCCAGG
Messenger RNA from Serinus canaria (Common canary), 1409 nucleotides. RefSeq names its product proteasome 26S subunit, ATPase 5 (gene PSMC5). Lineage: Eukaryota; Metazoa; Chordata; Aves; Passeriformes; Fringillidae. Gene Ontology annotation, molecular function: ATP hydrolysis activity; proteasome-activating activity; ATP binding. The coding region runs from base 118 to 1353 and encodes 411 amino acids. The record is from RefSeq and is a predicted model, not a curated record. The transcript is spliced from 12 exons. Gene Ontology annotation, biological process: proteasome-mediated ubiquitin-dependent protein catabolic process. Gene Ontology annotation, cellular component: proteasome regulatory particle, base subcomplex.